UAUAAGUAAUUCUCUCUUGUGACACUGCUGCUUUCACUUAUCAUACUUGCACAUAUAUAGUUUCCUGAAGUGAGCUAGCACAUAUAGCUAGUUUUAAUUAGUAUCAUUGAUCAUGGGAGAGUCUUCUAAUUCUUCUUCUGCUUCAUACAUUCAUAUGGUGCACCACCUGAUUGAGAAGUGUUUGACCUUUCACAUGUCAAAGGAAGAGUGCAUGGAAGCUCUCUCCAAGCAUGCAAAUAUUAAGCCUGUCAUAACAUCCACUGUGUGGAACGAGCUAGAGAAAGAAAACAAGGAGUUUUUCGAGGAGUAUGCCAAAGGUAAGAGUAAAGAAGACCGAAUGUCGGAGGAAGAGACAACCCAAAUGUUACAGAAGAUGAUCUCAGAUUCCUCUAAAGGUGCUGCCAAGGACUAAUCGAUCAGCCAUUGAAAACGAUUUCACCUCUCUGUGUGUGUGUUUUUGCUAGCUACCUUCCACUACCAUGCAUGCGUGUGGUUCAUUUUCCUCACACUUCCAUUUGCAAUAAGCCAAAACACACAAACAUAUGUACACCUUCUCUUUCUCUCUAGCUACGUACGCUACUAUCGAAUGUGGUCCUUAAUUAAGUUUCCAAUUAAUGCACAUGGAUAUUUCUUAUUAAUUAUUCUUAAA
Molecule: messenger RNA, 649 nt
Organism: Glycine soja
Lineage: Eukaryota; Viridiplantae; Streptophyta; Magnoliopsida; Fabales; Fabaceae
Exons: 3
Coding region: 113-412 (99 amino acids)
Biological process (GO): developmental process
Source: RefSeq, a predicted model, not a curated record